Messenger RNA from Acanthochromis polyacanthus (spiny chromis), 6514 nucleotides. RefSeq names its product membrane metallo-endopeptidase-like 1 (gene mmel1). Gene Ontology annotation, biological process: protein processing. Gene Ontology annotation, cellular component: plasma membrane. Lineage: Eukaryota; Metazoa; Chordata; Actinopteri; Pomacentridae. Gene Ontology annotation, molecular function: metalloendopeptidase activity. The transcript is spliced from 24 exons. Bases 203 to 2512 code for a protein of 769 amino acids. The record is from RefSeq and is a predicted model, not a curated record.
CCUCUCUGCUGCCUCACUCAUUCUCUGAGCAGCACACUGAACUGGAUAACGUCUCCUUCAACCUGCAGCACAGACUCAUUUCUCUACACACCAGCUCUGAGUGGAUGCUCAGCAGGGGUGUCUGAGAUAUUAGCGCGCUGUGGGAGGACGGCUCAGGGACUUCUACCAUCCACACACUAAAGAGCCGGCAGUUCGGAGGAAUAUGGGCAAAUCCGAAAGCCAAAUGGAUAUCAUGGAGAAAUCAAGUAAACCUGGAAAGCGUCGCUGGACUGUUGCAGAAAUCGGUCUGUCCGUGCUGCUGCUGUUGGUCAGCUGUGCCUUGGCCGGGCUGGUGGUCCUCUACACAUCGGCUGUGAAAGAACAAUCAAACAGGACAAGCGUGUCGAGGAGCUCAACAAGUGAAGGCCAGCUGUUUCGCUCCAGCCUCAACAAUGUGUGCACAACUGCAGACUGUGUUACAGCAGCUGCUCGGCUCUUGCAGAACAUGGAUAAGUCGGUGAAGCCUUGUGAUAAUUUCUACCAGUACGCCUGCGGGGGAUGGCUGGAGAGACAUGUCAUCCCAGAGACCAGCUCCCGCCACAGCGUCUUUGACAUUCUGAGGGACAAGCUGGAGAUUGUCCUCAAAGGUGUUCUUGAAACAUCAAGCGCACAGGAUAGGGAUGCCAUCAAAAAGGCCAAGAUCCUUUACAGCUCCUGCAUGAAUGACAGCCUCAUAGAGCAGCGUGACUCGCAGCCCCUUCUGAUGCUCAUAGAAAGUAUUGGAGACUGGCCCGUGGCCUCAGAGGACUGGGACACCACGGCAGAGGAAACGUGGAGCCUUGAAGACACGCUUGCAACACUCACUGCCCGUUUCCACAAGAAGGUCAUGCUGGACAUGUAUGUGUGGACGGACGACCGGGACUCGCUGCGUCACAUCAUUUAUAUCGACCAGCCAGGACUUGGAAUGCCGUCCAGAGACUACUACUUCAAUGAUGGAAACUACAAAAAGGUUCGAGAGGCCUACCUACACUUCAUGGUUUCUAUUGCGAAGAUAACCCGAGAGGACAGGAACUUGACUCAGGAUGACGACCGAGUGUGGGAGGAAAUGAUGCAAGUGCUGGAGCUGGAGACAGACAUCGCCAACGCGACAUCACCAGCAGAAGAGCGCCAAGAUGUCACCGUUCUUUACAACAAGAUGACACUCGGUGAACUGCAGAGCACAUUCAGCCUUAACGGUUUCAACUGGACACGAUUUAUUCAAGGCGUGCUGUCGAGUGUGUCCAUCGAUGUCCAGGUGGAGGAGGAGGUGGUUGUGUACAGCUCUCCCUACCUGGAGAAGAUGAAUGACGUUCUCGCCAGACACAGUGUCAGAACUAUGCAGAACUACCUCACCUGGCAGCUCAUCAUCGACAGAGUUAACAGCUUGAGUCGCCGCUUUAAAGACGCAAGAGCCCGCUACAGAAAGACUCUCUAUGGAACCACAGUGGAGGACGCUUGGUGGCGGGAAUGUGUCCGCUACGUCCAGAGCAGCAUGGAGAAUGCGGUUGGAGCUUUGUAUGUGCGUGAGACGUUUGCAGGAGAAAGUAAACGAAUGGUCAGUGACCUCAUCACUAAGAUCCAGCAAGCGUACGUAGAAACACUGGAGGAGUUGAGCUGGAUGGACACUCCCUCAAAGGAGAAGGCGAGAGAAAAGGCCAUGGCAAUCAAGGAGCACAUUGGCUAUCCAGAUCAUAUUCUACAACACAGCAACCAGAAGCUUGACCAGGAGUACGCUCAUCUAAAUUUCAGUGAAGAACACUACUUUGAGAAUAUCCUUGAGAACCUCAAGUCUGAAGCUCAUAAGAGUCUGAAGAAACUCAGAGAGCCUGUUGAUCCUGACUUGUGGAUCAUCGGUGCUGCUGUGGUGAAUGCAUUCUACUCGCCCAACAGAAACCAGAUAGUGUUUCCUGCAGGAAUCCUACAGCCGCCGUUCUUCAGCAAACAUCAGCACCAGGCGCUCAACUUUGGAGGAAUAGGAAUGGUCAUUGGACAUGAGAUCACACAUGGGUUUGAUGACAAUGGACGUAAUUUUGACAAGGACGGUAAUAUGCUAAACUGGUGGAGUAAUUACUCUGCGGAGCACUUUAAAGAGCAGUCACAGUGCAUGGUGCAACAAUAUGGCAACUUCAACUGGAAGCUAGCGGGAGGACAAAACGUUAGUGGAAUCAGCACUUUGGGCGAGAACAUUGCAGACAAUGGAGGUGUUCGCCAAGCAUAUAAGGCUUAUCUAAAGUGGGUGGAGAUGGAGGGUGAGGAGCCUCGUCUGCCCGGUCUAGACAUGGAUCACAAGCAACUCUUCUUUCUGAACUUUGCCCAAGUGUGGUGUGGUGCUUAUCGGCCUGAGUAUGCCAGCCAGUCCAUCAAGACUGACUCCCACAGUCCUUUAGAAUACAGGGUGCUUGGAUCGCUGCAGAAUUUUGAGGCUUUCUCAGAAGCUUUUCAGUGCCAAAAAGGCAGUCCAAUGAACCCUGAGCUGAAGUGCCGUGUCUGGUAGAACUCCUGAGAUAUUUAUUUUUCUUGACAUGGGCAACUCAAAUCAAAAGAACAAGCUGUACUUUUUAAGCCCACAGAGACAUCCCGCUUAUGACUUAUUCCAAUUUGUUUGGGGCCGAGUGAUGACACAGACAUUUGCAUAAGCAGGCCUGUAGAUGUAGAUGUAUUUGAAAUGGAUGAGAUCCUGGACUUCACUCUAGUUUCAAGACUUGAAUUCUUGAGUACAUUUUCAAGUGUGAAGCGUUGUCUCUGGAUGAGGAGGUCAUUUGUUCCUUUUUUUGCUGUGUCCCACGACUGACGAUGAUGGUACAUGAAUGAAAAGGCUUGUGAGGAGGUUAAAGCUUCUACGGCUGGCUUUAAAUGCUUUCCCAGCCAUUCUUGAACUAAUUCAUUUCAAAAAAAUCUCUUCCGCAGAUCUUUGUGAUUUAUCCAUUAACAUUCGGCACUGAGCUGCCUUGGUGUCUUUCGUCUGAUGUUCCUGUUUUAAAUACAUUGUGCCACUUCAAAAGGAAUAAUAGUGAACAAAUCUCAGACUGAAGAGUUUGAAGUAAAUGAAAGCUCGGGGCUUUGCUGAAGUAAAGCUACAAUAGAAUUAGUCACGCUCGGAAGAUCUGGUCAUUCACUGUUACGAGAAAACAAAUUACUUAAAGACUUUAAGACUGUUAAAUCUGUGCAGCUUUAACCUUAAAUUAGCAUUGGCAGAGAGCUGCUGCUUUCAGCAUUUUUACAUUUAAAGAGUGGAUAAAUAUUCCAAAUUGACAAAGCUGUGCCGUACUUCUUUAAGUUUCUUUGUUACUCACUACAGAAACGUAUAUGUAUGUCAUCGAGUUUGCUGUAAGAAAAACCAUAAUCCAGAUGUUUUAGAGAAUUUUUGGUGGUCUGCUACUUUUCAGCUAGUAAGAAAAACCCAGCACUUGUUGGAGGUAGAGUGAUGUGAUAUUGAUAUGAACUGCAAUAUUGGUUUACUCCCAGUUUUGACUGCUCCCUCUCUAACUCUGUUCCUCACACACCACCUUUACCAUUAUUUUGAAGGCUCCCAAGUGUUCGUAAUGGGCCGAGCUAUUAAAACUCCUAACACGUGCCAUUUGUCAGGUUACAAAAACCUACAUUUAUUUUAAAAAAUACUGUCUACUUGUAUGAUAUCUGUAAGUUCACAUUUAACCCCAACCAGUGCUUGGUCUGUACAACAACUGUGCUUUUCUUCCCUACACGACCUCCUGAGAGGAAACUUUUAGCCUCUGGGUGCAGGCAAUUACAUGCUAAGGGGAAGGGAGAAGAAAACCCCUCAGAUGCAUUCGCACAUGGGCAGGCAGCAGAUGAAGUGGUUUGCCUUCUGAUCUUGCAUUGAUCAGUGUCAUGUAAGAUGAAAGGACGGAGAGCUGUGUGCUGAAGCGUGGUGACUGACCGUAGCUGAUCCCCAAACCCCCGCAGGCAAACACAAUGAAGAAUGGGGCUUGUCAUUAACGAGAUGGCCAGGGCCAGGACUGUUAUUUUCUACCUUUAUUAACAAGUAAUGACAGGAGAAUCAAAGAGCAGACCUCAUAAGCAAGGACGGACACACCGGCUGCAGAAAGGAGCCGUUUUGUUUUUUUGUUGGUUUUUUUUGUGCGAAAGAGAAACGCAGCAGGAUAAGCAACAACACACAGCCGGUUUUGAAUGUUUGCUAUCAUUGGUCACAUUUAGGGAUGCCUUGGUAAACUGAACACGACUGUUAGGUCUCAACAGAGGCUGCUUGAAUUGAAUGUGCAUAUUUAAGCUUUAUACUCUCAGUCUGUCUCUUAGUCUUCGCAUACUGGCAAAUACUGUUGUGUUAAGCAGGGGGAGAGGACGUGUUGGGGGAAAGACUGUUUUGCUCCGAAUGUAAGUGCUGAUAUUGUGCUGCCACCUUAAAGCAAAUGUUUUGGAAACUCGCUUGCUUUUUGGCAGAGAAAGACAUAAUUAGAGUUAGGAGAGUUUUCAUAUCUGCCCUCUAAAUAAUUAAAAGGAAACAGCUACCCCAGGUCUGACUAUUGGGUAUAAAAUCCCCCUUCCUGCACCUUUGAAGUUCACUAAACACAACCCUGUUCCUGGAAAGUACAUUUACAUACUAUUAAACUGUUUUCCAGAAUAUAUGGUGGAGACAAGAUGGAUUAUGUGCAGAAGCAAAGUUUUUUGUGGAAUGAAGUUCUUUAUUUGUGUAUCAAAGUCCCUGAAAGCUGGUCAGGAUGGAUGCUCAGGCAGACAAAGUGCAGGACCGUGACGCCAGUGAUUAUAGUUAUACAAUGAGAGACUGUGGUGUUGGCUAAAUAGAAGUUUCUUAAUUCCAGACUUAAAACAGGCCUCGAGUUGUGACAGCUCAGUAACAAACCAGAUUCAAAUGCAAGACUUAAAGAUACUUCGACAAAUAUUUCAUACAAAAGCAAAUGGGAAUAAUGAGACGUUAGCAAGCAGGUAGGGAAUCGAAAACAGGUAGACGCAAAAAUAAGCGGAGAAGCAGCAAAUGAUGCUGCAUGUAAGACAAUCCGGCUAAUGAGGAAGGACAAAACAGGAUCGGGUGACUAAGAACUCAGGAAAGGCUGAAGUUAUCACAAGGCCGAUCUAAACUGGCAGAAGUGUUGAUGAUUCAAUUCAUUAAUGAAUGAAUGGUGACAGAUUGUUACCCUUCAUUCCACUCCUCUCCAAUGACACAGUGUAAGAGAUGAAUCCUCUCGGGUUCUUCAUGGACGUCUGGUUUGGUGUUUUCAGAGCCAGAGCUGCAGAAGAGGCUGAAGUUCGGACAAAAGACUCCUGGCUGGAGUUCAGGAGUUUUGGCAGAGCAGAUGCACUCCUCUGCUUAGUCUAAACCACAAAUGGACAGUCAGUGUCUCCAACUUGAGAAGUAUCCGUUCACAGCUGCCAGUGUCAUAGUUUAUUUCUGUAGGAGAAAACUUGCAAAAGAAGAGGGCACAGGGAUGAAGCUUCCAGUUGUGAAUAAAGACCAAACCCACUCCCACAUCUGAAGCAGUUGGGGUCAGUAAUGGGUGAAGAUGACAGCAGAGGUGAAUCAACACUUUGUUUCCUGGAAAGCCUCGUCUGCCUGCAGGGCCAAAAGUUGCCGAAUGCCUGCUGCGUACAGGAGGCUAGAGAAAGGGAGCGUAUGAGUAGACUGGAGGACGAGUAGACUAUCUCCAACCUAGUGCAGAAAUUUUCAAGCACGUAUUCGGUCUACAAGUUAACACAGAUUUGAUUGCAAGGUUGUAUAGAAUCAGGAAUUUCACAGUGGAUUUGAUCCAAGAGCAGCAGUGAGUCUCAUGCUGUUAGACUCCUACUUAACUAAAAGCUGAAUUUAACAAUGAGCAGCAUUCUGUGUCUCUGCUUGCUGGCAGACUAGCUGUGUUUCCCUGUUUCCAGCCUUAAACUAUAAGAGUAGAAUCAAUGUUCCAUUAACGUCCUGCCAGAAAGCAAAGAAUUUCCCAACAUGUCAAACUGUUCGUUUGAACAAAAAGGCCAAUUUGUCUCGUCAUGUUCAACAAAAUGCUGGAGGCUAAAUCAUAAGCUAUGAUUCAACAUUGGGCUGCCAUUAGAAGAGCAACAGCUGAGAAACUUGUAUAUUUUGUCUGGUUUCCCCCCAAAAAGAGCACAACAGUUCAAAGCUGUUAACACCAAGGGUAUAUACAAUACGACGUGCUUUUGUAGAUUCUUGAUGUCCUACACUGCAGAAAAUCUGUUAAAAAAAUCAGGUAAGAAAAUACAAUGUGUGUUUCUUACCUUAGUUUUAGCUUCACAUUUACUUAAAUUGUGAAACUGUGUCGUUUUGAAAUCACCAGCCAAGUACAAAUACUUUUUUUUGCUAUAUUUGAACAUGUUUCAUCUGUACACUUAUCAGAGGAGUUUAUUUAUCUAAAUUAAUAUUUAUGAAAUAACGUCGUCGCUUCGCAAGAAUUCAGAUGUUUUAUGAAUGUUCCUGCUGCUAUGUAAUUAUCUAGACUGCUAUUUUUGUGACUCAGAUCUGUAAUUAUUGCCAUUAAAGUGACUGUCUCAGCCA